AUGUACACCGCUAUAAACGCCUGGAAGGAAGAGCAGAAUGAAUGUACUAGAUAUUACGAUAUAUCUAAUUAUAAUGGCUGCAUCCCCAAGCCAAUCACAAAAGGGGAAAAAGCAGCCACGCAUAGACAAGCCCUGUCUCAGACAACUUGGGAAAAUUUUACCACCUCCUCGACAAAAGAGCUACUAGGCUCUCUGCUGGAUACAUACAGCUUGUACCAGAUACCCAGAAAUGGAAGUGAUCCCCUUCUGGUGACUAUCACCGUAUCUGUAUCCAAUGUGCUAAACGUGUCAUGGUAUAACAAACAGCUGGCAUGGGAUGAGACAGACUUUCCCUUCUCCUCCAUCACGGUGCCUUGGGAUUCGGUGUGGACUCCGUCCCACUCAGUUCGAGAAGCGUUUGAGGUAGAAUGGACUACUGCAUCCCCUGAUGUGGUUCUGCACAGUGAUGGAAAAGUGGAGUUUCAGCUCUCUCUGCGCAUUGACAGCAACUGCAACUUUGAUCUCUUCUACUUCCCACGCGAUAAGGCACAUUGUACUUUGAGCUUCUUCUUUAUGGACAACACAGUCAAUGAGCUGGAAUUCAAAGUCUCCACAAAAAAUGAAAUUCUGAAUGUAAAACGUGAAUAUCUUGUCACUGGUGUGAAUGCCACAAGCCAAUGGGAUACGCUGCAAGUGCAACCAUUGUUUGUAGUGAUGAUAGAUUUAGAAAACACUGGGAUACGGACAAUCCUUUCCUUGAUUGUGCCGAGCAUUGCUCUCAUGAUAGCUGAUCUCUGUGGCUUCCUCCUCCCUCUCAAAGACAGGCCAUCUUACAUGGUCACUUUGUUGCUGGCAUAUCUGGUCUUCCACGCCUCGCUGGUUGGUUCCCUUCCAGGGGCAUCGUCCUGCAACCCCCUGCUCAGUUAUUAUUAUAUUGGCCUCCUGGUGCUAUUAUUCCUCAGCACAAUUGAGACGAUUUUGGUGACAAAGUUGGUUGCAGACAAUCAUGAUCGCCAACUGAAGCAUAUAUUUCGAGGGGCCACAGCUACCACCACAUCAGCCAAAAAUGAGAGUGACCGCCCAGAAGAUAAAAAUUCUAGGAUGAAUGACUAUGGGACAGAAAAAGAAGAGUCAAAUCUCAAUCAAGUUCCAGCAACUUUGGACAGGCUCUCCUUCUUCAUCUUCUUAGGACUAGUUGUUAUAUUUCAUUUACUGUUCGCAGGACUUUGGCUCCUUUGGAAAUGUGAAUCUGAGAAGCCUCCUGGAGAAGGCCACCUAGAUGGCAUCAAAAACAGACAAGGAUGGUAA
Molecule: messenger RNA, 1287 nt
Organism: Eublepharis macularius
Lineage: Eukaryota; Metazoa; Chordata; Lepidosauria; Squamata; Eublepharidae
Gene: ZACN
Product: zinc activated ion channel
Exons: 8
Coding region: 1-1287 (428 amino acids)
Biological process (GO): nervous system process; monoatomic ion transmembrane transport; signal transduction
Cellular component (GO): neuron projection; synapse; membrane
Molecular function (GO): transmembrane signaling receptor activity; neurotransmitter receptor activity; extracellular ligand-gated monoatomic ion channel activity
Source: RefSeq, a predicted model, not a curated record